GAGGGCGGCGGCGGCGGCGGCGGCGGGCGCGGGAAGAUGGCGGCAGCGGCGGCGGCGGCAGCCGAGCAGCAAAGUUCCAAUGGUCCUGUAAAGAAGUCCAUGCGUGAGAAGGCUGUUGAGAGAAGGAAUGUGAAUAAAGAGCACAAUAGUAACUUUAAAGCCGGAUAUAUUCCAAUUGAUGAAGAUCGGCUCCAUAAAACGGGCUUGAGAGGGAGAAAGGGCAACUUAGCCAUCUGUGUGAUUAUCCUCUUGUUUAUCCUGGCUGUCAUCAACUUAACUAUAACGCUUGUUAUCUGGGCUGUGAUUCGCAUUGGACCAAAUGGCUGUGACAGCAUGGAGUUCCAUGAAAGUGGUCUGCUUCGAUUUAAACAAGUAUCCGACAUGGGAGUUAUACAUCCUCUUUAUAAGAGCACAGUAGGAGGAAGGAGAAAUGAAAAUCUGGUCAUCACUGGCAACAACCAGCCUAUUGUUUUUCAGCAAGGUACAACAAAACUCAGUGUAGAAAAGAACAAAACUUCUAUCACAAGUGACAUUGGUAUGCAGUUUUUCGACCCAAGGACUCAAAAUAUUUUAUUCAGCACAGAUUAUGAAACUCAUGAGUUUCAUUUGCCAAGUGGAGUAAAAAGUUUGAAUGUUCAGAAAGCAUCUACUGAAAGGAUUACCAGCAAUGCUACUAGUGAUUUAAAUAUAAAAGUUGAUGGACGUGCUAUAGUGCGUGGAAAUGAAGGAGUGUUCAUUAUGGGCAAAACCAUUGAAUUUCACAUGGGUGGCAAUAUGGAGUUAAAAGCAGAAAACAGCAUCAUCCUAAAUGGAACUGUGAUGGUCAGCACAACUCGCCUGCCUAGUUCCUCCAGUGAACACCAGUUCGGUGCUGGCGAGUGGGUGCGCUACAAGCUCUGCGUGUGUGCUGACGGGACACUCUUCAAAGUACAAGUAACGGGCCAGAACAUGGGCUGCCAAGUCUCAGACCACCCCUGCGGAAACAGUCUUUAGAAGAACCUGAGAGGUCUUCAGUAUGCUCAUAUCUUGACUUGACUUUUUUUUAAGAGUAUGCAUGCAAUUAUGUUUUUAACAGAGUUUGUGAUAGCUGGUAAUUAUUUUACCUGCAGAGCACUACUGUAUCUGUUUAUAAUCUCCAUAUUUAAAAUAGUCUCAGAGAACCUAAAUUCUAAUACACCUGUCAUUAAGUUACACUGAUCUUCAAAUUAACAUUUUCUAAAAUAAUGAUCAAAAGUGAAUAAAAUCCAAAUUAAUCUU
This is a messenger RNA of Molossus molossus (Pallas's mastiff bat), 1257 nucleotides long. It is a transcript of the gene SGCB, whose product is annotated as sarcoglycan beta. The record is from RefSeq and is a predicted model, not a curated record. The transcript has 6 exons. NCBI's taxonomy places the organism in Eukaryota, Metazoa, Chordata, Mammalia, Chiroptera, Molossidae. The coding region runs from base 37 to 993 and encodes 318 amino acids. Gene Ontology annotation, biological process: muscle organ development. Gene Ontology annotation, cellular component: sarcoglycan complex; sarcolemma.